CGCAGAUUGCAGCAUGGACCGGCGGGUGCUGGUCAAGGACGACGCGUGCGGCCGGCUCUUGGCACUGCACCUUGAGCAGUCGGGCGACGAGGCUGCGCCACGCCUCAUCAUACAUGCGCAUGCCUUCAACCCAGCAACCUCCGUGUUUGCGACGAGCGAAAAACGGGUCGUAUGCGAUCUGCCGGUACCCAAAGCGACGUACGGCACCUCCGAGCUCUUGGCCGCUGCAUUCGUCGACGACGACGGACUUGGCAUGCACAUGCUCUUUCUCGUACUCUUCUUGCAUGCCCACGGCCAUGUCGCUCUCGUGCGCGUAUCGCCCCAUCUGUCGGCGGUGGACGACCUGGCGCUUCUUGAGGUCGCCGCGUGGCACAACCACCGAUGCCACGCGCGCCUCGUCGAUGGACCACGCAUCUUGCUCUACUCGUCGUCGUCCAAAGCCAUGCAGCUGCUUGCGUGGAACAGCAACGAGGACGACGGCAAGUUACAGCCGCUCACGGGCGAGAUGGCGCUGCCAGCAACGACGCUGGGCAUGCCACAAUGCCAGCGCAUCGGCACGCAUCUGCUUCUGCACACUGUUCUACCCGACGACGUCCACGUGUGGGAGACGCUUCCGCUGUGGCCGCUGCCCAGCCUUGAGAAACGCGUCAAGCGCGAUAUACCCGACCUCUCGCCGUGCGCGUACCUCCCAGCGCCGACGACUUCAACGACGACCAGUGUGUACAUCCGCAGCAGCGACGACAGUCGGCCGACGCAUCUCUUUGUCGGCACGAUGGCGCCGUCGCUGGUGGCCUACCGGUACAACUGCGUCGUUGCGAGCUUGCAGCUGCCCGGACCCGCCAUCGACAUCCAGCAAGCUGCCGUGGACGCGACGCAUGGCGUUCUCGCAGUGCUUUGCAACGACGCGCAGCAAACGCUGCUCAUUGUCUCGGCGCACGACGAUACCCUUACCAUGGUACAAGAGAUUGCGCUGGUCGACCGCGUGUUGAUCGCCGACUUCAAGGGCACUGGCCGCGACCAGCUCCUGUGCCUCUCGGAGCAGUCGGUCGACGACAUUCUUGGGCGAUGGCUGCUCACCGAUCUCUCGUACGUCCACACGGACCCGGCCAAGGACAAGAAGGUGAAAAAGCGCAAAGCCAAAACCAAACUGCACGUGCAACUCGACAAGAUGAUGCCGCCGGAUCGGUCUCAAAAGGUAGAUGUCUCGCCAAGUAUCUCGACUCAUUUUUCCUCGGAGCUUCUCGCGAUUGAGCAAGCCAUGGUGCACAAGGCGGCGCAGGCGACAGCCGACAACACGCGCCUUGGCCGCUUUGUGGACGAAAAGAAGAGGCUCCUCGAGCUCUUGUACCAGCACUGCGCGCAGACCGUCGAUGCCCAGGCGGCGCCAGAGCAAGAUGCACCAAAAACAAUCGAGUUACUCGCCCUCGAGACGGUGCUGCCAGCAGAGACGCCAGCACCGGCAGCCGUUGUCUCGCUAUCGUCCUUGCGGCGGCCGAGUCUGUGGAUGCUCAAGCACUGGGAACCCGUGGCUGCGCACCAUACCCCGACGUCGAUGGUCAUCGACGUCGCGCUGACGGUUCUGCACAGAGCCUCCGAUGUGUUGACCGACGUUGCGGUGCACGCCGUGUCGUCGUCGUCGCUUGGAAGUGUCUCUGCCCAUCAGCCGAGCGUGGUCCCCGGCGCCGAGUGCAAUGUGGUCUUGCAGCUAGCGCUCAGCUACGGCGUCCUUGAGAUGGCGUGUGAUCUUUGCAUUGCCUACACCGAUGUCGGCGGUGGCGAGCGCUUGUUUCAGCCACUGGCGCCGCUGGCCAUUGGCACCGCCGACCUCCUUCGACUGCGAGCGACGGUACCGCGCCCCGACAUCGUGACGGACCUGAUCGUUGUCUCGCCUCACAUCGAUUUGACGCAAGCCGUGCCAGUGCUGCAAGCGGCCAUGCCAGAGCGGAUUGAAGCGCAGCUGCUCCGCCCGUCGAUCGCAUCGCUCUGUAUGCAAAGUCAUAGCCGCAUCGAAGCGCGGUUGAUGCGAGCGCAUCUGAUGCAAGCACUGGAUGGCUGCACGGUGCUAAUGAGCCCGUUUUCGCGGACGCACAUGGAGGGUUUGCAGUCGUGUAUGCGUGCGUUGCGGAAGGAGCUCGCAUUUUUGCAAGGCAGCGCGUCCGUCGACGACCUUCGAAGCGCGCAAAUUCAACUCGACGUUGCAAUGGGUCAUUUGCACAAGGCGCUGACAGAACGCGCAGAGACGAGCGGCGAGACGCGAGAUACCUAACUCACUAGAUCUAUCGCCCACGAUGAAGUUCCAACGAGCCGCGACGAUCGUGG
Messenger RNA from Saprolegnia diclina VS20, 2319 nucleotides. RefSeq lists its product as hypothetical. NCBI's taxonomy places the organism in Eukaryota, Oomycota, Saprolegniomycetes, Saprolegniales, Saprolegniaceae. Bases 14 to 2266 code for a protein of 750 amino acids. The record is from RefSeq and is a predicted model, not a curated record. The transcript has 9 exons.